Rhipicephalus microplus (southern cattle tick) is the source of this 1477-nucleotide messenger RNA. RefSeq lists its product as uncharacterized. Gene Ontology annotation, molecular function: protein serine/threonine kinase activity; ATP binding. Gene Ontology annotation, biological process: protein phosphorylation. The record is from RefSeq and is a predicted model, not a curated record. NCBI's taxonomy places the organism in Eukaryota, Metazoa, Arthropoda, Arachnida, Ixodida, Ixodidae.
AUGGCGGGCUCUCCGAUGCGCAGAAAUUCCCCGCCAGCUAUCCCUGGUCCUUCUGGCAUCUCACCCGCCACUCCCGCGCAGCAGCUCGCGUCUCCGGCCGACGAACCCGCGGUCACUGGGAGGAACGGAGAGGCCGAGGACACGAACUCGUUGAAAUGGAUGUUGACCAAAGAGCCUGGCGCGAAGGUGAAGCGGCGAGAGGACGAGGUGUCGUCCGCUGGCCCGUCUCACGUGCAGCUGCAGUCUCCUGCCGCUAGUCCCGCUGCGCCCAAGAAGCGGCAGCCUCGUGGCGUGCCCGACACCGUCACCAAGAAGUCUUCGGGCGGCUCGCACAACGAGCUCUGUGGGAUCCUGUCGGGGCUGCUGGACAGCUUUAGAAUCAAGGCGAUUUCCUUGGGUGAGGUGGACGAGGGGACGUUUUGGAUAAACCCGGGUGAGACUGUUGACUGGCACCUGAGCUUCCUGCAGCAGCUUCACGUCCUUGGUAGAGGCAGCUUCGGCGUCGUCUACCUCGUUCGUCACAGGGUCACGAGGGAGCUUGCUGCGCUCAAGUGUAUCGAGAAGCAUCACAACGAACUGGCUAAGGAAGCGCGACGCGUGGAAGCUGAACGUUCAGCAUGGCAAGCAGUUUCGCAUCACCCUUUCGUGGCAACGUUGAAGGCCUACUUUGAGACGACGAAAGCAUGGUGCUUUGUCAUGGAGUACGUGUCUCGAGGUACCCUAAGCCAAAUCAUUCGACGGUCGGGACCCUUGCCAGAAAAUCGGGCCAAGGUGGUGGCGGCCCAGCUGGCCCACGCGCUCAACUUCGUCCACGAAGCUGGAUACCUGCACCGCGACAUAAGUUCGUCCAAUGUGCUUCUCGAUGAGCGCGGCAAUGCUCGCCUUAUUGACUUCGGCCUCUGCCAGCUGUCGCUGGAGGCCAGGAAUCGCUGUGGAUCACUCGCCUACAUGGCACCGGAAGUCCUCCGUCGAGAACACUACGGUGUGGCUGCUGACUGGUGGUCUUACGGCAUCGUCCUCUACACCAUGCUCAUCGGCAAAACACCUCUAUCUCAGUACGCCGCCGAGCAGAACCUCAACAUCCAGGGAACGAGGAGGGAGCUUCGCUAUUCUAUGGCGCUGGCAGCUCCUCUGAGAUUUCCCCGAUCAUUGACAGACGACGCAUACAACAUUUUGCAAGAGAUACUCCGUGAGGAUCCCUCAAUGCGGCUGGGGUGUCGAUAUGGCGGAUCACCCGGCAACGGCGGUGGCUUCCAGGAGCUGAUGGAGCAUAGAUUCUUCGCUAACAUCGAUUGGCGGACGAUUGCUGGAGAUGUACGCCAAAAUCCAGACACAAGCUUCCGGAACCCAAGAGAAGAUGCUUCAGCUUACGGAAGUAAGGCGUAAUUACUUCGUGAGUCGAACUUCACAUAUGCGUUACAAAAAAUUGACGCAUUAAAUUCAUUAUUCAACAAAAGGAAAAUGCUCAUUUUCAAGU